Molecule: messenger RNA, 1959 nt
Organism: Fomitiporia mediterranea MF3/22
Lineage: Eukaryota; Fungi; Basidiomycota; Agaricomycetes; Hymenochaetales; Hymenochaetaceae
Product: actin-like ATPase domain-containing protein
Exons: 4
Coding region: 11-1924 (637 amino acids)
Biological process (GO): protein folding
Cellular component (GO): cytosol; nucleus
Molecular function (GO): ATP-dependent protein folding chaperone; ATP binding
Source: RefSeq, a predicted model, not a curated record
AUUAGACAAAAUGUCGCAGCCGAAUGGCGUCGCCCCUGGGGCACCGACGAAAACGCCAACAGUUGUAGGCAUCAACUUUGGCAACUCCUAUUCGUCCAUCGCCGUCAUCAACAAGGAAGGACUUGCGGACUGCAUAGCUAAUGAGGACGGCGAACGUCAGAUCGCGUGCGCGGUGUCCUUCCAUGGGGAGGAGAUGUAUAUUGGAAACCAAGCAAAACCGCAGCUUAUCAAGAAUUCAGAGAACACCAUCAUCAACUUCCGAAAUCUUCUCGGUAAAAAGUUCUCGGAGAUCCCAAAAGACCAACCCAUCACAUCAGCUCCCGUCAUUCAACAUCCGGAACAGCCUGACGUUGCAGCAUACAGGGUUGCCAUCUUACAGCCCGCACCCUCCCCCUUACCACCUGCCAGUGUGAAGUCAUCAAUUCGAUCUAGUUCGAACACCCCUGCCACUUCCGUCCUUCCUACUCCACGAUCUGAGCCCAUUCCUGCAGAACGUAUCCUUACUGUUCAAGAAGUUACUUCUAUAUUCCUCAAGUCAUUGGUAAAAUCCGCGCAAGACUUCUUGGGUCGUGAUGUUGAUGGGGCCGUGGUCACUAUCCCUUCAUGGUUCGACGAUCGUGCUCGUGCAGCGCUAGAAUCCGCGGCAGAGGAAGCAGGCUUCAAGGUACUACAGUUCCUGGACGAAGCUGCAGCUGGUUCGCUGAUUACGGUCAGUGACCCUGUCAUGGAACUUGAUCCUGACCGAACAGCACUUCUUGUCGACUUGGGCCAGACGUCGCUAUCUUUAUCCGUCCUUUCCUUCCGCCACGGUCUCAUCUAUGCAAUCAAUGCUGCACAUCAUUUCGAUAUUAAUGGCGAGCAGAUUGACACGAAGCUCGUGAAAUAUUUUGCAAAGGAAUUCACCAAGAAAAUGAAGACACCGCUAACUGUCUGUCCUCCUGCCGACAAUGCCGACAAACGAGCGGAAGCAAAGUUGCGACUUGCUUUAGAACACACAAAACGUACGAUCAGUGCAUCUCCUGGUGCUGCGAGCUGUUCCGUCGAGUCGUUAAAGGAUGGUCUCGAUUUCACCGGGACAAUCAACCGAAUGCGUUUCGACAUGGAAGUACGCUCGGUGUACGACUCAGUCGUACGCGCUGCCAUUAAUCUACUAGAGAGCGCCGGUCUUGAGCCUUUGCACGUGGACGAAAUCAUCUAUGUUGGCGGCUCCGCUUCCCUUCCAGGGCUGGACGAGACGUUCUUUGCAAAGGGAUUCCCAGAAAGUACUGUCACACCGUUUACUGCGGGGACUGUCGUGGGAGGAGGCAUAGGGGACCCGACGACUUUACUAUCACGUGGAGCCGCGUUACAGGCUCGUCUACUUGCAGAGAUCGCAACAGAAGAUCAACAAUUGCACGAUGCUUUCCGACCGGACAGUGAGCAUGCCGCAGUACAGGCUACUGCGAAGACGAUUGGCAUUAUUCUUCCUGGAGCUGAUUCAGCCAAGGAGGGUCUUGGUGGGCAAUGGGUAUUAGGUGUUCCGCGGGAGACGCCGUUACCUUACCGACGCAUCGUACAAUUCGAUUGUGACCUGGGUGACGCAAAAAAAGAGGAGUAUACGAUUGGUAUGGAACUCUGGGAAGUAAACGAUGGUGUGAAGGUGGAAAAAGUCAAACCCCCGAAGCGUGAGCCCGAGGAGAGGGAAGAUGAGGAGGAGGAGGAAGAAGAAGAAGAGGAAGAAGAGACCCGCGAAAAAACUCUAACAAAAGAGAAGCAGCUUGGAGCGCUACUAGUCCGAGCAGCCAAUGCCAGGAAGGAUGGGGGACGAUGGAAGACUCGUAUUCAAGUGCAAUUUGUUGUCAGUCAUUCGGGUGGUGUAGUCCUUACUGCUGCAGAGAUUUCAAAAGACGGAACAGGGGCGCCGUCGACUAUUCAUGUCUCAUAGACGUAGUUGUUAAUAGAUGUAUCCUCUAGAUCGGC